UAGUCACGUGGUCCGCAGGAGGUAAAGCUGAACAGUGACUAAUAAUUUCUUGACCUGCUUAACGGCAGGAAUUGGACUUGCUGUCUUCAGUUUCAUAUCUCCAAUAAUGCAGGGAGAGGACUUUGAGUCUUUUCGAGGCCCACACCACAGAUAAACGCCGGUUCAAUGGCAUCCCCCUCAGCAAAAGAACUCGGCGCAGUCGGCCCUGUUGAGGGGACUUUAGGGGGAAUGCCUGGGGCCCGACUACCUCCUCGACCGCAUCACCCGUCCCCAUCGACUGCAGUGCCAUCGCCAGGAUCUCUAAUGGUGGAAUCGGUGGACGAUGCCGAGGGUCUCUAUGUAGCUGUUGAGCGGUGCCCUCUCUGUAACACAGCUCGACGUAGACUGACCUGUGCCCGAUGUAUUCAGAGUGGCGAUUUUAUUUACUUUGACGGUAGAAAUCCUGAACGUUACAAGGAAAAAUUGGAAAGACUAAAAGCGCUCAAAGAUGAAAAAGAAAAUCUUCAACAAAGAGUUAUCCAAGCCAUGGACAAGAAGAUUCAGGCAGACCAGCUUAAAUGGAAGAUCAUGUCCUGCAAGAUGAAGAUCGAACAGAUGAAAGAGGCCAUAUCUAAUGGAAACGAGGAAGUGAAGAGUGGUAAAGACCUGCUGGUGCGCUCGCAGGAGGAGAGCCAGCGUCUGCAGCGGCGGGCCAGCCGGCACCAGGAGAAGCGGGACAAGAUCGAGCGGCACAACCGGCGGCUGGCUGAGCUGCUGGAGCGGAGGGGACGUGAACUACAGGGCCGGCUGGAGGCGCUGGCCGAGGUGCGGCGGGGACACAUCCUGGAGCUCAUCACACACAUCUUCUCCAUGCAGGAGGAGAAGCAGGGCAGCAGAGACCCGGCUGAUGUGGCUGCAGAGAGUGACCUUGCCCUGACCUCCAGCACGGUGAGCGAGCUAGCAGAGGCGCGCCGGACCACCUACCUGUCCGGCCGCUGGAUCUGGGACGACCAGAAUGGAGAGACCAGCAUCAGCAUCACCGGCCCCCACGUCACGCUGCCCAGCAACGGAGACUGUUCCGCCUACUACGGCUGGGUGGAGGAGAAGAGCACCACCCAAGGCCCAGAGCUGGAUCACAUUAACCCUGCCCACUCCAUCAGUGCGGCCCUGUGCUACGCCACCCAGCUGGCCAACAUCCUCUCCCACAUCCUGGACGUCAACCUGCCCAAGAAACUGUGCAACAGCGAGUUCUGUGGCGAUAACUUGAGCCGCUACAGAUUCACACGUGCCCUCACCAAACUCAACACCAACAUCCUGCAUCUCUGUUUCUCCCAGCAUGUUGAAAGUGAUCUCCUGCAUCCUCAUCACACCCUGAGGAAUAUCAUGUUUCUGGUCUCCCCUGAAAAUAAGGACCUCGGCAGAACGGGUCCGUUUGAGGCCAGCGCUGACCUGGAGGAGUCCAUGGAGUUUGUGGAGCCGGAGGCAGCCGGGCCAGCCGAGGAGAGUGGCGACGAGGCGCCCAGCGACGAGGAGACGGACCUGGGCACAGACUGGGAGACGGUGCCCAGCCCGCGCUUCUGCGACAUCCCCUCGCAGCCCAUGGAACUCUCGCAGAGCACAGCCAUGCAGGCGUCGCAGCCGUCGGGCAACGCCGGGGGCAUGAUCUCCUCGGCCGCCGCCUCCGUCACCUCCUGGUUUCGCGCCUACACCGGCCAGCGCUGAACCGGACGGUCACCGAAUCAGCUGAUGCUGUAGCUAUGCAAAAAAAAAAAAGAGAAAAUACUCAACAAAGGAAAAAAAAAAGA
Messenger RNA from Alosa alosa (allis shad), 1784 nucleotides. It is a transcript of the gene atg14, whose product is annotated as autophagy related 14. Gene Ontology annotation, cellular component: extrinsic component of omegasome membrane; extrinsic component of phagophore assembly site membrane; phosphatidylinositol 3-kinase complex, class III. The record is from RefSeq and is a predicted model, not a curated record. Gene Ontology annotation, biological process: mitophagy; cellular response to starvation; autophagosome assembly. Lineage: Eukaryota; Metazoa; Chordata; Actinopteri; Clupeiformes; Clupeidae.